AUGAACGCCGCCCUGGAGCCUGGCCUUGAUAUGGCAAAAAGGUUGCUGAAGUGUCAGGUCGUGAGAGAUGAAGACGAUCAAUUCAAGGUUGCACAAACCCGCGACGAGCACAAGCCUCUAACAUGGACUUAUGUGUUGGGUGGCAGUGACUUGGCGGUAGCAAUGGCCUUGGUUUUAGUGUGGUAUUAUUUGGUUGUCCAGAUGGGCAAGGAGGAUACGGCCAUCGAAGUCCAGCGAUAUGAUAGUAUAUUUCUGCUACUUUCACCUAGAACUUGGUGCUACUGCGUCGUAGUGACUGAAGAACUUACUACCAGAGGAGUCCCAAGGCUAUCGACUCUGUUUAGAGUAUUUUCCUGGGAUAGAAACCUGGGUCCCUAUCAUGCCACCCGCUUCUGUUUUUUGGGCACGGAAAACCUACAUUGCCCAGUUCAUGGUUCUCGCUCUGAGGUCUCACCCAUUUUUGUAGGCCACAUAGGUUCAGCAGAAAACUAUCCACUAUCCAGCUCUUUGGUUAAAGGUGAGCCUCCCAACAUGCAAUAUACCCAUAUAUUGGCCAAACUACCACCUACCCUACAGAGGGCAUUAGGUAUUCAAAUGUACUUACCAUCUGCGUGGGUCUGGUAUAUCGCAUAG
Messenger RNA from Lachancea dasiensis, 633 nucleotides. The record is from the annotation of a GenBank genome assembly. Lineage: Eukaryota; Fungi; Ascomycota; Saccharomycetes; Saccharomycetales; Saccharomycetaceae.